This is a messenger RNA of Hyla sarda, 1033 nucleotides long. RefSeq names its product sperm acrosome-associated protein 9-like. Gene Ontology annotation, cellular component: sperm flagellum; ciliary base; acrosomal vesicle. The transcript has 4 exons. The coding region runs from base 339 to 980 and encodes 213 amino acids. The record is from RefSeq and is a predicted model, not a curated record. Lineage: Eukaryota; Metazoa; Chordata; Amphibia; Anura; Hylidae.
AGCAACAAGCUAAACAGAUGCCCAUAAGGUCAAACAGCACAGCCAAACCCAGAGCUCCACUACUCCCAGCACAGCUGAGCCCAAGACACCACUACUCCCAGCACAGCUGAGCCCAGGACACCACUACUCCCAGCACAGCCAAACCCAGAGCUCCACUACUCCCAGCACAGCUGAGCCCAGGACACCACUACUCCCAGCACAGCUGAGCCCAGGACACCACUACUCCCAGCACAGCCAAACCCAGAGCUCCACUACUCCCAGCACAGCUGAGCCCAGGACACCACUACUCCCAGCACAGCUGAGCCCAGGACACCACUACUCCCAGCAGGAUCCUAGAAAUGGCUUUUACACUGAAGGAGGCCAAGGAGACCCUCAAGGCUCUGGAGCACCAGUGCAAACUCCUGACACAGCAACAAGUGACGUUCAUCACCGCCCUGGAGCGCAUGCGCGAAAACGCGCAUGACAGGAUCAAACCUGUGAGCAAUCUGGCACAGGUACAAAGCUACUUAGAUUACAAUUGUAACAACAGCACAGACCGGGGGAUCAUCUCCCUGUUCCUUGGGGUCUGCAAAAACCUGGGAGAUUUCUGUGUGAAGCUGGACGCCCUGCAGACCGAGACCAGGUCAGCGGGGGACAUCAUCCAAAUCACCAUGAAAAUGCUGAGUCCGACAUAUGACCUGACCGAGCUGAGAGCCAAGUAUCCUCACGAUGCUCUUAACCACCUCAGUUGUGAUGAAGCAUUAAACUUUUAUGGUGGAAUUAUAAGCCUUAUUCCCGUUGUUCUGGCGAACGUUCGAGAAGCUGUGUCUAGGUUGGCGAAACUGCAUCCCCUAGAAGGAAGCAGCGGCAGACAUUAUACUGAGGAUAACGCUGGAGGGUACAGCCACACACAAAGCACUGGGUCUCAGACCAAAGUCACCCAGGCAGAAGAGGCCGCAAAACCAGCAUGGAGGCCUGCAGGACGGUUCCAUACCACUUAAAUAUCUGUGAACCCCACUGUAUGUGUAAUGUAAUAAAUACUGGGUUGAAGAUC